AUAAGAUCCUGUAUCCACCCCUGGUGUAUGUAACGUGACAAUGUCACCUCGUGACCCAAACUGUAUCAGUUACUCUCAAGUUUAAAUAUCAUGGAUGUUAAGUCUAGCAGAUGUUAUGAAAACAAUACUGUUUUUGCUUAGAAAAUACAAUGGCGACCGGUCAAGAACAGGAUGUGAUACGAUGUGACCUUUGUGAGAAUCCGGUAGUGUUCCACUGCAAUCCCUGUAUUACAAAUAUGUGUGGGAACUGUGUUCUCACACAUAUGUCAGAUAAAACUAAGAAACACGAAGUGGUGGAGUUUAAGAAUAAAAAAGAAAAUUUCCUGUAUCCAGAGUGUAAAUCUCACGAGAGCAAAUGUGAGACUUACUGUCAUGGCUGUAAAGUUCCCGUAUGCAUAAAAUGCGCCAUAAGCUUGCAUAAGGAGCAUGACGUCACGGAAAUAGAAGAAAUCGUACAGAAACACAGAGAGAUUAUUAAGUCCGAUACACAGAAACUCAGAGGAAAGGUCGAAGAUUUCCAAACGCGUAAAGAGAAAAUCUCGAGAAGCGAGGAAGCAUUUGAUAAGGUCAUUGCUGAUAUAACAAGAAUGGAAAAAGAGAUACAAGAAUUGGCUCAUAAUGUAGCUGAAAAGAUGAGGAAAGAAGUUGCUGAAAAGAAAGAUGAGAAUGAAGCGGUGAAUGCCGGCAACGAAUCUAAAGUAUCCGAUGCCGAACGUAAGGUACAACGAGCUAUAGAGAAUAACAUCGAACUUCUACAGUCCAAAAAUAUCAUGGAUUUUAUUAACUAUCGUGGUGCAUAUGAAGAUGUGACAAAAUACCUAAAUCUAGCAGAAAACCUAUACCCACUUAUGCUAUGCAGUGAAAUUCGAGAACAUCAGAUUUUGCAUCUGUUUGGAACUUUAUCUUUUGAAGAGGAUCAAAAGGUCAGACGUGAAGUAUUUCACUUAAUAGAAAAUCCAAAGGUCCUUGCUACCGUACAGAGCGAUCACAGCAAACUUAGACAAAUAUUUUGUGCUGGGAAUGAGAGAGUAUGGACGAGCGGGAAUAAAAACACGAUAACACAAAUAGAAAAGUACGGGGACAAUUCAAUAAAUAUUAAAUCAAAUGGCAGUCCCACAUGUUUAUCAAUAGACCACCAGGGGUGCUUAGUGUUUUCAACAACAGAUGAUACCAAAAUCAGAGUAUACAAGGAGGGACAUGUAGAAACACUUUUGAAUAUCACAAGCUGGCGUCCAAGGGGUAUCUGUCAUACAAGGAAUGGGGAUAUGCUAGUGAGUUUGCGCUCUAAAGGUAAAAAGCAAAGUAAAGUGGUGCGGUACUCGGACACCACGGAAACUCAGUCGAUUCAGUAUGACAAGAAGGGACAGCCAUUGUUUUCUACUGGAUCACAGUCUGCACUUUUCCAGACUGAGAAUGGAAACGGAGAUGUAUGUGUUGCUGACUAUGGCGGGAAGGAAGUGGUCGUGGUGAAUGCGUUUGGAGGACUGAGAUUUAAGUAUCGGGGCAACCUUUCUAAGCAAUCCAAGUACACCGAAUUUAAACCAUUAUUCAUUGCUGCUAAUGUCUACCAUCAAGUACUGAUCAAUGACAAUAUAAAUAACAUUGUACACGUUGUAAACAGUGAUGGUAACUUUAUCCGUUAUAUAGAACAUCCGUGUAACGGAGGACUAAGCAUUGAUGCUGACCAUAAUCUGGUCGUUGGAGACGAAACGUCUGGAGAAAUUAAAAUAAUGAAAUACUUGCAGUGACAACCUUGACUGAAAAUCAGCCAUGGCCGCACAAACCUGUCUCUAACUUGCAUUCAUGUAUCUAUACAUAAAGAAUUUCAAUAUUUAA
This is a messenger RNA of Ostrea edulis (European flat oyster), 1836 nucleotides long. RefSeq lists its product as uncharacterized. NCBI's taxonomy places the organism in Eukaryota, Metazoa, Mollusca, Bivalvia, Ostreida, Ostreidae. Gene Ontology annotation, molecular function: zinc ion binding. The transcript has 2 exons. The coding region runs from base 150 to 1748 and encodes 532 amino acids. The record is from RefSeq and is a predicted model, not a curated record.